AUAAAACCCUAAUAAACUAGGCUGUUGUUAUAUCUCCAACAAGUAGUAUCCAACUACCCUUCCAAUGAGGUCGUUAGAUGCUUCAAAUGGGGGUGGCUUGUCAGACCCCAAUUGGCCUGGGCAGACAUGGACAUGUCUUGGUGGCACCUUACACCUAGGCACUCCAUGUCUUUGAUCCACGGUGAAGUAGCUAAGGUGUUUGACAAAAGUUCCAAGCACAAUGCCCCAAGCUCUCAUCAUUAUACAUCCUCGGUUCAAUUGAUGUCCGCACAUGUCACUUUGGAAAUCCUUCUAAGAGCAUAUACAAGGGGGUGGUGAUAGUUGAGGGCCACCGAGAGCCAGGCAAGCCUGGUGCCCCUAAGCCUUGGCAACACUAGGCAAGGCAUGUAACAAGGUCCUUGCCAUUGGUGAGGCAAGGCGGACAAGAGAACGCAAGACAAUGUUGGGACUAGAAAAGUUGGGGGGGCUGCCGCGACGAAAGACCACACGUCUGAGGAUGGUAGCGCAUAGUGGGCACAAUUGAGGCAAUGUUGGUGCAUGGUCUCACAAAGCCCAACUUAGGCUCGGCUCAACAUUCUUGAUUGGUUUGUGGGCAAACUUGGCUGCGAAUUUGUUGGCACAUGGCUGAGACAGGUCUGCUCAAAGCAUGGAAUGAGGUGGGUGAAAGUAGUUGGUGUGCUUGGCCUAAUCAUGGGAAGUAGUUGAGGGUGGUUAUUGGGCAUGACCUGAUCAUGGGCGAGCAGUUGUAGGCAAUUACCAUGUCAAGUGAUGAAUUGGAGGAACUGUUAGCCACCUAUCAAGCAAAGAUGCAGCCGGUCAUGACAGUUGUUGCUAGAAAGUACCAUGCCUAUGCAACUGGUUGGUUAGUGAGCUAGUAAAACCCUAGACAGUUGGGGGUGUCAAUUGCCAUAUUUCUUGUACAAAUAGGGAAUCCCAGGCCAAUCUGUAGGCAGAAUCUCCUUGGUCGAAUUUGUGAGUUCCUUAUAUUGUUGAACAAUAAUAUAAGGGUGAGGAGUGUUUUCCCUAUAUAUCGUGUGUAGCUUGUGUGUGUCUGCACCUUUACGAGCUUAAGUGGCUGGUUGUUGACGCAAGGCCUUCACGAGUAGUCUCCUUUGUGGAAAAUUUGCAAAUAGUGAGUUAUCCUGUGACAGCUAUAUUGGUAACAUGGUUUUGUGGACCCAUCUCUCAAGUUGUUAUGGAUGCAUCUUGUAUAAAAUUGUCUAAUGACGAAUAUGUUUUAACUAAUAGAACUAAAAUUUAGUGAAGGAUGAGUUAUCUUGAUAUUUGAGAAAGACUGAGACAAGUAUAAUAUAUCAAAGGGUUUUUAAUGUUUAUGUAUGAACUUUUUUCCAGGUAGGAUUACGUUAUUUAGCCGGAGACAUUAUGGGGGGUAAUGCUCGUUGUAUCGCAAUGCUUCAAGCAUUUAAAGAAGUUAUCAAAGACUACUCCACACCACCGGAAAAAACUCUAGCUAGAGAUUUAACUGCAAAAGUCAAUAGUUAUGUUUCAUUUUUGAUACAAUGCAGGCCACUAUCAAUCAGCAUGGGGAAUGCAAUUCGGUUUCUAAAGGCUCAUAUUGCCAAGUUACCCUUAACUAUGCGCGAGUCAGAGGCAAAAGCUUCUCUGUGUUCGGACAUUGAUCGCUUUAUUGAUGAGAAGAUAGUACUUGCUGACAAGGUAAUAGUCAGACAUGCGGUGACAAAAAUCAGGGAUGGUGAUGUUCUUCUCACUUAUGGUUCAUCCUCCGUUGUUGAAAUGAUUCUGCUACAUGCUCUUGAGCAUGAGAAAAAAUUUCGUGUUGUGGUCGUAGACUCACGUCCUAACCUUGAGGGCCAAACACUGGUUCGUAGGCUGAUGGAGAAAGGCCUUAGUUGUACGUAUACUCACAUAAAUGCUGUUUCUUAUAUCAUGCAUGAAGUUACAAAAGUAUUUUUGGGGGCUGCCUCUGUAUUGUCUAAUGGAACUGUAUACUCGAGGGUUGGGACUGCAUGCGUUGCUAUGGUUGCUCAUGCAUUUCGUGUUCCAGUUUUGAUUUGCUGUGAGGCGUAUAAGUUUCAUGAAAGGGUACAGCUGGAUUCAAUUUGUUCAAAUGAACUCGGUGAUCCAGAUGCCAUAUCCAAGGUGCCUGGAAGAAUGGAUGUUAGUGACUCAGAUUAUCGGGCUAAUAAGGAAAAUCUGCAAUUUCUGAAUUUAAUUUAUGAUGCUACUCCAUCAGACUAUGUCUCUAUGAUCAUUACAGAUUAUGGCAUGAUCCCAACCACAAGUGUGCCUGUAAUUGUUCGUGAGUAUGGGAGGGAGCACCUGUUGAUAUAG
Messenger RNA from Ilex paraguariensis (yerba mate), 2313 nucleotides. The record is from the annotation of a GenBank genome assembly. Lineage: Eukaryota; Viridiplantae; Streptophyta; Magnoliopsida; Aquifoliales; Aquifoliaceae.